GGAAAAAGCGGCUCUCAUCGGACUGAGUCUCUCAGCUGACGCGGCGCUGGGGACCGAAAACACCGAGGUGCUGCAGUUGUGGACAAGAGGUGACUGGCCACGUCCACCCUGUGCAGCAUCCUCCUGCAGCGCUUCACCAUCAUGACAGGUCUAAUUCUGCUACCAACUCUGCUGAAGCUGCUGUCUCUUCACCGCCAUGGCGCUCCCGGACCUUGACUCUGUUGCCAUGGUAGCCCUGUAGCACGAGGCCCGUAACUCCAGCAUGUUGCCCUGUUAGUCACAUGUAAAAGAUCCAGGUAUCUAUUUCAAUUUGCUGCCAUGGCAAUGCUGUGGAGACGCCCUUUAAAGUCAUAACUCUGUUGCUAUGGUAAUUCUGUAGCUAGCAACAGUCGCUAUGGGAACAUCCAGGAUGUUCCGCAUCUUUGUGGUCCUGGGCUCUGCCUUCAUGAUUCUCCUGAUCAUUAUUUACUGGGAUGACGUCAGUGCCUCCCACCUCUAUCUGCACACGCCGGUGUCACCGGGUCCAAGAGUCCCGCAUCCUCCCCCGCAGCCGCAGCCUCACACCUCCCGGACCCCGUCCUUCCUGUCGGAUAUCGACGCCUUCGUCAACCAGUUCCUGGAGCCGGGGACCGGGGAGCCCACCGACACGGUGCCGCCCGACACCAGCAACCAGUCGGAGAAGGCGGAGGAGCGCUACGUACCGCGGAGAGAGUGGAAGAUCCACCUGACGCCCGUGGCGGCGGAGCUCCGCGAGAGACAGGAGCAGAGGCGGCGGAUCCUUCGGGAGCUUUGUGCCAACGACAGCAUGGUGUUCCCCGGCAAAAACCGCUCAUUUGAUGACAUUCCCAACAAGGAGCUGGAUCAUCUCAUCGUGGACGACAGGCACGGUAUUAUCUACUGCUACGUUCCAAAGGUAGCGUGCACUAACUGGAAGCGCAUCAUGAUCGUUCUCAGCGAGAGCCUCCUGCAGGACGGCGUUCCUCAAAGGGACCCCCUGGCCAUCCCCCGGGACCUGGUGCACAAUAGCAGCAUGCACUUCACUUUCAACAAGUUCUGGAAACGCUACGCCAAGUUUGCAAGACACCUCAUGAAGGUGAAGCUGAAGAAGUACACCAAGUUCCUGUUCGUGCGGGACCCGUUCGUGCGUCUCAUCUCCGCCUACAGGAAUAAGUUUGAGAUGCGCAACGAGGAUUUCUACCGACGCUUUGCACAGGUCAUGCUGCGUCGCUAUGCCAACCAGCCCACACCUCCUGCCUCCGUGGACAAGGCUUUCGCUCAGGGCAUCCAGCCUUCUUUUUCUCACUUCAUCCAGUACCUGCUGGACCCCGAGACGGAGAAGGACAUGGCCUUCAACGAGCACUGGCGCCAGGUGUACCGACUCUGCCACCCGUGCCAGAUCCAGUACGACUUUGUGGGUCACCUGGAGACGGCAGAGGAGGAUGCGGAGCAUCUGCUGCGCCUGCUGCGGGUGGACAACGUGGUGGACUUCCCCUCGUCCCACAGGAACCUCACGGCCAGCAGCUGGGAGGCCGACUGGUUCAGCACAGUCCCCGUGGAGACGCGGAGAAAACUCUACAAGCUCUACGAGCCCGACUUCAGGCUCUUCGGCUACGACAGGCCAGACUCCAUCCUCAACGAGUGAUGCUUCUUUCUUUUCUUUCGCCAUCACUGACAGAUGUUUUUGUAUGUAAUGAAGUAACGCCACGCGCCACAAAAAGGUGCGAGUGCCGACCUCAGAUAAGAGAAGACAGCCUUGCUGGAUUUCAACAUAUCACGAUAAGGGGAACAGAGACGAACGCGCUUAUUGCUCGGGGCUUUGCACACGUUUUCCCCAGCGUUUUUUCUGCUGCACUGAACGUGCACAAGAUUAAGGACACUCCAUCAUGUACGGAAGCACACGGAUGACUCGUCGCCACGAUCCAUUAACAUUCUCCUGCUUUCAGAUGAACAGAAAAAAACACUCACACUUAGUGUGUGCUUUUUUUUUUUUUUUUUUUGGUCCCUGAAAUGUUGCACAUUCAGCUAGUUUAAACUCCACGGUUGAGUUGUAACGGACUUCAGAGAUCACAGGCUUCAGAUGUCUGAACAACUGCACCACGGAGCCCAACAAGUGCUUGUUCGCACACAGAAACUUCUAAUUUUUACUUAAUAACACACUUGAACAUGCAAGUGUCUGGGAAUUAGAUUUUAAAAAAAAAGAAAAAUGAUGGAUGUUUCUAAAUAAUGUUUGAUUUUCCUGAGCGGUAUUUAAGUGCAGUGUUUGCUAAGCAUGAAAGGGAUUUUAAUGUUUUGAAAUUGCAUAUUGAAUAGAGUCGGCAGCAACAGAAGCAGAGUUUUAUACCUCAAAACCUGGAGACGCGUUGCAUGAAAGAUGUUUAACAACAAACAUUUUUUAAAAAAAGAAUCAGACCUAUUUGAAAUAAAUUCAGCAUGCAGAGUUUAUUUUGACACGGUUGUAGUUGCUUGCUUUUUUAUUUUACACGGGUUUGUAAGUGAACGCGCUGCGGCGUAGCUUCAGCGUGCAGAAUUGCAGCAGCAGCUCGGCUGGAUUCGUCUCGGCUUGUCUUUGAGACAUAAAACUGGAGAUUCAGCAUUCUUCUGGUCCCCAGCUGCACGUGUUCAGGUGCAACCGUGAACUUAAUCACUUUUACAAAGGGAACUGUUUUUGUUCUUGGUUUUUUGGUUGUUUUUUUUUCCAAUCGUAUUUUGUUGCCAUCAGAAUUGAAACUUUUGUUCUUGUGUUUUCUCACUCAAAGUUAAGAUUUACUUACAACAGUUGAGGCUGUAAUGGAUCAGCUGAAUAUGUUUUAUUGUUUAGUGGCAGCAUUUUCACAGCCUGGUCAGCCAUGCUCAUUCUUUUCCUCUUUGAUAAUUGAGAAUCUGAUUUCAGGUUCACCUUUUUAAAAGGAAAAAAAAUGUUGAUACAAUUCUGAAUCCAUCUUGACUGUUUGAAUAAUUGCUCAUUGUUGCUGUCAGUCCAUACAGUCCCACCCCCUUGUGAUUGGCUCGGUACGUUAUGUACCGGUGGAAAUGGCUGUAAAUAGAAGGUGCCAGAUCCAUUUGACCCACGUACGGCUGACCAGGCUGACAUUUUUAUGAGAUGCACUGUAUUUGUAGCGUUACUUGAACCCAACAGAGACUGUUUCUGCAUGUUGUGAGGAUGCAUAGAGGUUGGUUUGAUGCUUGAAUAUUAAACACUUCUAAAGCUGGUGCAAAACGAGACCACAAUCAGUAUUAGUUUAAGGGAAGACGUGAAACAUAAAGGUUGGAUCAUGUUGGCGUUACAUUGAAAUCAAUUAGGUUUCUUGAUUUAUUUGAGAAAAUAGUGCCUUUGGUUGCAAAAGUUUACACAGCAAAAAAAAAAAAGAACUAUUUUUGUAGGACUUAGUUUUUACUCAUCACAACACAGUGAGAGCUGUCUGAAGCCCCAGUAAGUUAUAUUUGAUAUAUUGGGACUUGUUUAUCUAUGGUGACCUCUAUUUGGGACCAAUAGGGAAAAAAAAAAUGAAACCCUUAAGCAGAAUUUUAAGGUGUAAUUUGAUCAUUUGUACGAUGUCUUUGAUGUUCUCUCCAGUGUGAUUGUGUUCGGUGGUUUGAAAGUGCGUCCACUCGUCCUGCAGGAUUUCUGUGUGGGUCAAACUGUGAUGUCAGAUGUGCUCUUUGCCAAAUAAUUGGAAUCAUGGAGAUUUAUCCAUGUUGCGUUUGUGUUAUCUCAGUGACUUCUGUUUAAUUUGGAUCAUUGUGGAGUGUCGUCUUUAAAUGUACAACCAUUUGUAUGUUUGUGUUAAUUUUCCCUCCAAAUCAAAAUUUUUCGGAUGAUGCGGUCGAUCAGCCUACCCACCUCACCAGUGUUUGUACCGUCGAGUACAAGUCCAGUUGUAAUUUCAUCUUUUUGUGUUUGUUUUUGUUCUUUGUGAGUGUCCAAACUGUCAGAGAUGGUCUGAUUUUGUCUGUUUUACUGUCAAAGUGCCAAGAAAUAGAUGUAAAACAAACCCAGAGAAACAAAAUAAUGACAAUUGUUUGUAAGUUUAAAAAAAAAAAAAAAAAAAAGCCCAUACAUUUAUUUCUUGGCGAAAUAAAAAUGAUGAGUAAAUGCUGCUUUUGCAAAUGGGAACUUCGUCUACGAGGGUUAAUGAUGCUUCAUAAACGCUGAUGUGCUCUGAUGUGACCUGUCGCCACGGCAACAGUCGUGCAUGAAAGAACAAUCUGUGUCCUACGUUUUGACCUCAUCCCAACUGCAUAUUAUAGUGAGAAACACGCCAGAUACUUCUCAGAUGUUUGACCUGGAACUCAUGAGAGAAAUAAAGGCUGUGAGGCAUGAAAGGAAUAUUUUAGUCCGUCUUUGCGAAGCGCCUGUAUCAAAUGGAUAAAAGCAAUUAUUCAGUGUCAAUAUGGAUCAUAAAGAUGUCAUACAGGAGAAUUAUUUCUCUGUGAUAAGGAUUAACGUGAAAGCCCUCAAAAAUGAGAACAAAGAACGGCGUUAAACAGCUUCAACAGAAGAACAAGGCAAGAACUAAUAUUUGAAAUGUAGAUAAGUCAACUUGGCACACAUACGGCUGAUAAAUAUUCAUGGCGUGCAUCACAGGUGGGAUCAGCAGUCUAAUUUUAGCUGUUUAAUACUCCUUGUAGCAUCCUCAAGGUGUCACUGUGUUCAUAUUUAUCUCAAUCUUUAGUCGGCUAUCGCUCCAUCGCUCACAGAAAUGGUCCUUUUUUAACAACACAGUUGGCACAACCCUCUGUAUCGCGUGUUGACUAUGUAAGCAAUAGUUUGGGCCUCCGUGCGUUUAAAGUGCAGAGGAACGGAGCGACUUGGAGGCCCGGGGCUUAAGAUGUUUACGUAAGAGAGAAACUUUGGUUUCAUUUUGAUCCAGAGCCUCAAUGAUGACUCAGAGCUGCACCGAGGCAGAACGUUUCAGAGGAGACAUCAUUCCCACAUUCCUGGUCAACGUCCUGCUGGCUGAGCAAAUCCAAGCUACAGAUGUGGAUGCAUUAGGAACAA
Cololabis saira (Pacific saury) is the source of this 4999-nucleotide messenger RNA. RefSeq names its product carbohydrate sulfotransferase 12-like. The transcript has 5 exons. The record is from RefSeq and is a predicted model, not a curated record. Gene Ontology annotation, biological process: carbohydrate biosynthetic process; proteoglycan biosynthetic process. Gene Ontology annotation, molecular function: sulfotransferase activity. The coding region runs from base 395 to 1642 and encodes 415 amino acids. Gene Ontology annotation, cellular component: membrane. NCBI's taxonomy places the organism in Eukaryota, Metazoa, Chordata, Actinopteri, Beloniformes, Belonidae.